This is a messenger RNA of Piliocolobus tephrosceles (Ugandan red Colobus), 1687 nucleotides long. RefSeq names its product cytochrome P450 3A4-like. The record is from RefSeq and is a predicted model, not a curated record. NCBI's taxonomy places the organism in Eukaryota, Metazoa, Chordata, Mammalia, Primates, Cercopithecidae. Gene Ontology annotation, molecular function: heme binding; iron ion binding; testosterone 6-beta-hydroxylase activity. Bases 53 to 1225 code for a protein of 390 amino acids. The transcript has 9 exons. Gene Ontology annotation, biological process: oxidative demethylation; steroid metabolic process.
UAGGACAAAAUGUUUCUGCUUUGAACUCUAGCUUGUAGGUCCAGUGGGAUUUAUGAAAAGUGCCCUCUCUAGAGCUGAGGAUGAAGAAUGGAAGAGAAUACGAUCAUUGCUCUCUCCAACCUUCACCAGUGGAAAACUCAAGGAGAUGGUCCCUAUCAUUGCCCAGUAUGGAGAUGUGCUGGUGAGAAAUCUGAGGCGGGAAGCAGAGACAGGCAAGCCUGUCACCUUGAAAGACGUCUUUGGGGCCUAUAGCAUGGACGUGAUCACUAGCACAUCAUUUGGAGUGAAUGUCGACUCUCUCAACAAUCCACAAGACCCCUUUGUGGAAAACACCAAGAAGCUUUUAAGAUUUAAUUCAUUAGAUCCAUUCAUUCUCUCAAUAAAAAUCUUUCCAUUCCUUAUCCCAAUUUUUGAAGCAUUAAAUAUCACUGUGUUUUCAAGAAAAGUUACAAGUUUUCUAAGAAAAUCUGUAAAGAGGAUAAAAGAAGAUCGCCUCAAAGAGACACAAAAGCGCCGAGUGGAUUUCCUUCAGCUGAUGAUUGACUCUCAGAAUUCGAAAGACACUGAGUCCCACAAAGCUCUGUCUGAUCUGGAGCUUGUGGCCCAAUCAAUUAUUUUCAUUUUUGCUGGCUAUGAAACCACAAGCAGUGUUCUCUCUUUCGUUAUGUAUGAACUGGCCACUCACCCUGAUGUCCAGCAGAAACUGCAGGAGGAAAUUGAUGCAGUUUUACCCAAUAAGGCACCACCCACCUAUGAUACUGUGCUACAGAUGGAGUAUCUCGACAUGGUGGUGAAUGAAACGCUCAGAUUAUUCCCAGUUGCUAUGAGACUUGAGAGGGUCUGCAAAAAAGAUGUUGAAAUCAAUGGGAUGUUCAUUCCCAAAGGGGUGGUGGUGAUGAUUCCAAGCUCUGUUCUUCAUCAUGACCCAAAGCACUGGACAGAGCCUGAGAAGUUCCUCCCUGAAAGGUUCAGUAAGAAGAACAAGGACAACAUAGAUCCUUACAUAUACACGCCCUUUGGAAAUGGACCCAGAAACUGCAUUGGCAUGAGGUUUGCUCUCAUGAACAUGAAACUUGCUAUAAUCAGAGUCCUUCAGAACUUUUCCUUCAAACCUUGUAAAGAAACACAGAUCCCCCUGAAAUUGCGCUUUGGAGGACUUCUUCAACCAGAAAAACCCAUUGUUCUAACGGCUGAGUCAAGGGAUGGGACCGUAAGUGGAGCCUGAUUUCCCUAAGGACUUCUGCUUUGCUCUUCAAGAAAGCUGUGCCCCAGAGCCCCAGAGACCUCAAAUUAUUUUGUGAAUAGAACCCUGAAAUGAAGAUGGGCUUCAUCCAAUGUACUGCAUAAAUAACCAGGGAUUCUCUACAUGUAUUGAGCGGUCUCACUGUCUGUAUAGAGUGUUAUACUUGGUAAUAUAAAGGAGAUGACCAAAUCAGUAAUGGGGAAGUAGAUUUGGCUUCUCUGCUUCUCACAGGACUAUCUCCACCACCCCCAGUUAGCACCAUUAACUCCUCCUGAGCUCUGAUAACAGAAAACAUUUCUCAAAAACUUCAUCCACAAUCAUUAACGAAAAUAAGAAUUAUUUUGAUGGUUCUAACAGUGACAUUUAUAUCACAUGUUAUAUCUGGAGUAUUCUAUUCUAAGUUUUAUAUUGAGCAAAUAGAUAAAAACCUCUUUACAGAAGUAU